UACAUUGUCCCCUAUGCACUUUCCAUAAACUACAGAGACACCGCCCCAGCCGUUGUCUUAGUGGUACAAAAGUCAGGGUGAAACUCGUACAUGACAUGCAGUGUAAGAAGGAAGAACUCAUAACAUAUACCUCUAUAUGGAUCAUAAAUUGUUUUAUGAAAGGACCAUGUGACCUGGGGCUGGGCAUAUGGCCCCACCCCAUGAAGGGGAAAUGUCAACAAAGGCUUUCUGUAGAAAAAUGAGAAAUCUUGGCCCUGGAAGGAAAAGAGGAGUAGGAACAGCAGAUUACACACGCAUUCAUAUACGCCGCCCUUUCCCCCAGUGAGCUUCCUGUUCCCUCGAGGUGGCUUGGCUGGGAAGGCAAGAGAGGAGAGCAAAACACAGUCUACAGAGGAGGCAAAAUCCACAACUACGACUCUGCGUCUUAAGACAUUGCUUGCCCUGGAGUUUACUCUCUGCCUACACUUGCCUUUUCCUUCUUAAACUUGGGUAGGUUCCCUUAAAGAGCGAAGAGACAGGAAAGGUGAGGCACUGUUGGUGUUUCUUGCCCUGCUGGGAACCGAAGCGAAGAAGAUUGUGGACAGUUACCUGGCAAUGAAAACAAGCAGCAAGAGCUCAUGGCUGGGGAUGGUGUAGGACACUUAUGUCUGAUGUUUGUUCACUCAACUGUCCAGUCUCUUCUUGUUGGCUGCCAUUAUUACCACUCACCCUGCCAUGUUGUCAGCGUCACACUGGAGGAACCUUCGUCAAACGUUGCUGGUGCUCUUCACUGCCACCCUUCUUAUCGGAAUAACCAUGCUAGCUAUAUCUACCGAUAUUAACCCUGUGGGGUUUUUCUUCCUUGCAAUCGGGGCCCUGUGUUUGGUGGGCUACCUUGUUUCUGUGGCAGUAGAGCAGUAUAUAAAGCAUCAGAAUCCAGCACAAGAAAACCCCACGGCCCCAAGGAGAUCGAGUCAGGCAGGAGACAAUGCAGCCUAUGAGGCACCAGCAUAUGAGGAAGUGGUGGCUACUGGCUACAUCUCAGAUGCAGCACCAACGAUCUGGACGAUUACAUCUACUCCUGGCACAACCGUGCCAGAUCCUCCUCCCUACAGCGUGGUUAUUGAACCUCCUGCCCAUGGAGAGACUGUGGUGGAGACAGUCCGUGUCUCUGUGGCACCAGGCACACGGCGCGCUUCAGAGGCGGACAUGAACUCAAGGUUACGCCUGCGGCUGGUACUCCCCCCAAGACUGCAGCGGGUGGUCUCAGAUAACCAUGAGCUCAAGGGGUCUGAAGAGCGCCUAGAACGGCUAGAGCCCCUCACGCCACCUCCUGCAUAUGAGAAUACAAGUGGUGAUGAGGUUUUUGAAGAGGAAUUCCAGCCAUCAAGGCUAUGAUGGAAAAAACCCUGUAAAAGACAAUUGCUACAAUGACACUAUAGUACUGUCUUUGAAUUCACGAUUGGCUUUGCUGUUGCAGUUCAUAGGCAUUUGAGUUGCCUUGGGAGCCCUCCUUCUCUUUGUUUAAAUGUCAUGAGAAAUGUAUACAUUUUAGACGAAAAGUCAUGACAGUAUUUCCCUCCCCAUUUUCAAUGGAGAGGGUCAAGAGAGGGAUCUUGUGGCAUUUUCUUCUGACAUUCUCAGACUGUCCUGCUCUUGUAGACUCAAAGGCUGCUUUGAAACUGUACUGGAGAAGGAAAAGGACUGCUUGGCACAUAU
This is a messenger RNA of Anolis sagrei ordinatus, 1698 nucleotides long. RefSeq names its product transmembrane protein 139 (gene TMEM139). Lineage: Eukaryota; Metazoa; Chordata; Lepidosauria; Squamata; Anolidae. The record is from RefSeq and is a predicted model, not a curated record.